Messenger RNA from Cydia strobilella, 2700 nucleotides. It is a transcript of the gene Ent3, whose product is annotated as equilibrative nucleoside transporter 4. Gene Ontology annotation, cellular component: plasma membrane. The record is from RefSeq and is a predicted model, not a curated record. The transcript is spliced from 10 exons. The coding region runs from base 458 to 2107 and encodes 549 amino acids. Gene Ontology annotation, biological process: nucleoside transmembrane transport. Gene Ontology annotation, molecular function: monoamine transmembrane transporter activity; nucleoside transmembrane transporter activity. Lineage: Eukaryota; Metazoa; Arthropoda; Insecta; Lepidoptera; Tortricidae.
UUCCUGAACCGAGUGUAAGUAAGGAAUACCUGAAAAUCAAUGUAGAGCACGCAUGCGCGCCUCUUCGCGCUUGACAGCUAGAUUGGCCGGCGAUAUUUUGUUGAUAAUCCCAUAAAUAACACGAUAAAGCCAUCUCACAUUGUAAAAAAAAUUACCUAAAACAAAACAUGUUUAAUCUAAUAACAUUCCACGUUACUUGAAUGUAGGUAACGAAAAUAACGACCAGUGAUCGUGAUUCUAAAAAUAAAUCUUGCCAUUUAUUACAAUCACGUAAUGUGAUUUUGUGACAAUAAUAUUUCAAUUGGUCAUGUCUGAUUAAACGUGUAAACGUGCAAAUAGCAUAAAACAACGAUAUGUGGGACAGGUGAAGCGUUUAGUUUAUUUCUAGUUAAUCAUUGUCAAGAAAACUGCUAGGAAAUGAAGUUGUUUUAAAAUGAGUGAUUGUAAGUGAAGUAAGAUGAACGAGACGCUCGGGCGAGGGUACGCACGGAUAGAGGCGAUACGAGCAGCACGAAGGGAGCCUCUUGGGAACAUGGAGCCCGGUGCUCCGCCCCCGGAUAGGUACAACUCUGUGUACUUUACGCUGUUCGUCGCUGGCGCAGCUUUCCUGUUGCCCUUUAAUAGUUUCAUAAUGGCAGUGGACUACUUUCAACACCACUACCCGAACACCACCAUAAUGUUUGACAUGUCGACUGUCUACAUCGCUUCGGCUUGCGUCGCGGUGGUGGCUAACAAUCUACUAUUGGAUUUGUUUACAUACAACACUAGGAUCACUUUUGGUAUCCUAGUGUCCCUGGCAACGAUGCUAUUCGUGGCCGUGUGCAACAUCGGCUGGGAUGGGUUCUCGACGCGCGUGUCGUACACCAUCAACCUGGUAGCCAUUGGGGUAGUCGCGUUCGGGUGCACCGUGCAGCAGGCCUCGUAUUACGGGUUCACUGGGUGCCUACCGCCGCGCUACACGCAGGCUGUAAUGGCGGGAGAGAGUGCUGCCGGUUUCUGGGUAUCACUAGACCGUAUCGUAACAAAGUACGGUUUCCGCCAACCGCGCCGCAGCACCUUCAUGUUCUUCGUAUUCUCCAUCCUGAUAUUGCUGGGACACUCCAUGCUGCACCACGUGAUGAUGAAGCACCCUCUCGUACUGCAUUAUCUGAGGCUGACCAACGAGUCCCGGCACCGGCGAAGAAUACAGUUACAUCUUAACCCUAACGAAGAUGCUACAUUGAUGGAAGGAGAAUCAGGCGAUGGCAGUUACGGAGUGUUGAAAUUGCAGAGUCCAGCUCUGUCAACUACCGGGCAAGGAGACAUAGAAACCAAUACAUUCAGCUUCGCCAACCCGCUGUACUCGCCGACGGUAUCGGCGCCAGUGCCGCUGUCCACGCCGAGCGCCUCCGAGCCGGCCACUUCCCCUCCGGCGGUUCUGCGCACCCCCCGCCCCUCCUACAAGGUCGAGGAUGUCGUGUUCGAGACCCCUGAAAGGCCUACAUCGUGGAGGGCUUUUAAACGAGGCGUAUUAGCACGUUGGGCGGUAGCCCGGUCUAUCUACCCCUACAUGGUAUCCAUCGGGCUGGUAUACUUCACCACACUAAGCCUGUACCCCGGCAUCGCUUCAGAAGUCCCGUCCUGCCGUCUCGGUGACUGGAUGCCCAUCAUACUCAUGUCAGCGUUCAAUCUCUUUGACUUUAUUGGAAAGAUAGCAGCCGCGUGGCCAUAUGAGUGGAGCCGCAGCCAGCUGCUGAUGGCAAGCGGCGUGCGGUUGCUGCUGGUGCCGCUUAUGCUGCUGUGUGCCGCGCCGCGCCACUCGCCACAUAUCGUAGGAGAUUUUUACCCUAUCAUGUUCUCCGUCGUAUUGGGUUUUACCAACGGGGUGUUCGGAUCUGUGCCUAUGAUCAUGGCACCUUCGCGAGUCGGCCGUGAGCAUCGUGAAAUUGCUGGCAAUAUGAUGACUCUUUCCUACAACGGUGGCUUACUCUCCGGCUCGCUAGUGUCUUACCUCCUGUUGGGUAUGCUUGGCGCACCAACCGGCGCCCCGUGCCGCGCCUAUCCCACACCUGUGCUGCCAACUAUCGCGACCACCACGCCGCACUCUAACCUCACUACAGUACAUUAACACAACGCACCGUCCGGCUCGCUGAUGUCUCCUGUUAAGGCAUGCACGGCGCCCCGUGCGGCGCCUAUCCCACACCUGUGCUGCCAACUAUCGCGACCACCACGUCGCACUCUAACGUCACUACAAUACAUUACCACAAUGUAUUACUGUCCGGCUCGCUGAUGUCUCCUGUUAGGUAUGCUCGGUGCCCUGUACCACGCAUUCCAAGUAUUCCAACCCCACAGUACAUUAACAAUACAACGGCGGUACUGUCCGGUUUGCUGGUGUCGUAUGCUGUACCCCUAAGGGCCGAUACAGACGGACUGCAACCCGACUGCAAUUUGUAUGCGAACUGCACGCCGACUGCACCUCAACUAACGCCUUUUUUCAUACUCAAUAGCAUGAAGAAGAUUAAACAGUUCAAGAGAUAACUCUGCUACGAACUGCUACGCUCCCGUAGCGAAUUAACCCCGCGUGUAGAUGAAAGAGAAAAAUUGUGCUACGGCGUUGAUACUGUAGCAAGUGUAGCGAGUAGCGACAAUAUGACGUCAACUUACAGGGGCGGCAUUCAAAAAAAAUAUCCAGAACAUCAUCGAAAAUCUAUUUCAAUAUUC